AACAGCUUACACAAAUUCUGCGUCUCCCCUCUUAUUUUUCUUGCUCCAGAACCCUAGUCUUAAACCCUCAAUCUAGCCAAGGUUGAAAUCGGUAAUGGCUACUUCUCUGCUUCUUCGGAACCUAAGGCAUCAAAAGCUUCACACUUCUUCUUUAGCUGCCUGCGGAUCCUUGAUUGGUGGCAGUGCAAAGAGACCACUUGCUGCUUCUCCUUUUGUUAACAAAUGGGCAUCAUUGGCAAGACCUUUUAGCUCUAGACCCAUUGGCAAUGAUGUUAUUGGUAUUGACUUGGGUACUACAAAUUCGUGUGUUUCAGUGAUGGAGGGAAAGACUCCCAAAGUUAUUGAGAAUGCUGAAGGUGCUCGAACCACUCCAUCAGUGGUUGCCUUCGACCAAAAGGGGGAGUUGGUUGUGGGAACCCCAGCCAAACGUCAGGCUGUGACCAACCCAUCAAACACAUUUUUUGGUACGAAACGUCUGAUUGGGAGACGUUUUGAUGACAGUCAUACACAAAAAGAAAUGAAGAUGGUGCCUUAUAAGAUUGUUAGAGCUCCCAAUGGUGAUGCAUGGGUUGAAGCCAAUGGGCAAAAGUAUUCUCCAAGUCAGAUUGGGGCAUUUGUUCUUACCAAGAUGAAAGAAACUGCUGAGGCGUACCUUGGUAAAACAGUGUCUAAAGCUGUGGUAACUGUUCCUGCUUAUUUUAAUGAUGCACAACGACAAGCAACAAAGGAUGCUGGAAAGAUUGCUGGUCUAGACGUUCAGAGAAUCAUUAAUGAACCAACUGCUGCUGCCCUGUCUUAUGGGUUAAACAACAAAGAAGGUCUUGUAGCUGUUUUCGAUCUUGGAGGUGGAACAUUUGAUGUUUCUAUCUUGGAAAUCUCAAAUGGUGUUUUUGAGGUCAAAGCCACAAAUGGAGAUACCUUUUUGGGAGGGGAAGACUUUGACAAUGCACUGCUGGAAUUCUUAGUGAGCGAGUUCAAGAGAACUGAUGCAAUUGAUCUCUCGAAGGACAGGCUUGCCCUGCAGAGGCUUCGGGAAGCAGCUGAAAGGGCUAAGAUAGAACUCUCAUCUACAAGUCAGACUGAUAUCAACCUUCCAUUUAUAACUGCUGAUGCUUCUGGUGCUAAACAUUUAAAUAUAACCCUCACCAGAUCAAAGUUUGAGAGUUUGGUGGAUCAAUUGAUUUCAAGGACUGUAAAUCCAUGCAAGAAUUGUUUAAAGGAUGCUGGGAUAUCAGUCAAAGAAGUGGAUGAAGUUCUGCUUGUUGGAGGUAUGACCCGGGUCCCCAAGGUACAACAGAUUGUUGCAGAAAUCUUUGGGAAGAGCCCAAGCAAAGGAGUUAAUCCUGACGAGGCAGUUGCCAUGGGAGCCGCAAUUCAAGGUGGUAUCCUUCGUGGAGAUGUUAAGGAGUUGCUCUUGUUAGAUGUGACUCCAUUAUCACUUGGUAUUGAAACUCUUGGAGGCAUCUUCACCAGACUGAUCAACAGAAACACAACCAUCCCUACUAAGAAGUCACAGGUCUUCUCUACUGCUGCUGAGAACCAAACUCAGGUAGGCAUUAAAGUUCUUCAAGGUGAACGUGAAAUGGCAGCUGACAACAAGCUUUUGGGGGAGUUUGAACUUGUUGGUAUUCCACCUGCACCUAGAGGCAUGCCACAAAUUGAGGUGACCUUUGACAUUGAUGCAAAUGGAAUUGUUACCGUUUCUGCUAAGGAUAAGUCAACAGGUAAAGAACAGAACAUUACAAUCCGAUCUUCUGGAGGCCUCUCAGAGGAUGAGAUUGAAAAGAUGGUCAAGGAGGCUGAGCUUCAUGCUCAAAGAGAUCAGGAGAAAAAAACUUUGGUUGACAUUAAAAAUAGUGCUGACACAACCAUAUACAGCAUCGAAAAAAGCUUGGGUGAGUAUCGGGACAAGAUUCCUGCUGAGGUUGUGACAGAAAUAGAGUCUGCCGUGGCAGAUCUGAGGAAAGCUAUGGCUAAUGAUGACGUUGAUGAGAUUAAGGCAAAGAUUGAUGUUGCAAAUAAAGCUGUUACAAAGAUUGGAGAACACAUGUCUAAAGGCUCGGGUGGAUCAUCCUCGGGAGGGUCUGAGGGCGGUGAGCAGCAGCCUCCAGAAGCAGAAUAUGAGGAGGUCAGGAAAUAGAUGGUUUCUUUUGCCAGAUUAAAUGAUACAAGAUACCCAUUUCUAAAAAAAUUCGGUGAUGGUGUGCCUAAUUUAGAGUAGACUUUAUUUUAUAAUUGACUGAGAAGAUUGGGAAAGCAAUCUUAAAUUGGCCCCGACAAAUGUCGAAUAAGUUUUGAUUUCAUUUUUGCUGCUUCUCAAAGGUACAUUGUUAUCAUCUUGAGAAUGAAAAAUAUCAAAUUGUUCGUGUUUUUUCCUGAUUA
Molecule: messenger RNA, 2382 nt
Organism: Carya illinoinensis
Lineage: Eukaryota; Viridiplantae; Streptophyta; Magnoliopsida; Fagales; Juglandaceae
Product: heat shock 70 kDa protein, mitochondrial-like
Exons: 6
Coding region: 95-2140 (681 amino acids)
Biological process (GO): protein refolding; cellular response to unfolded protein
Cellular component (GO): mitochondrion; cytoplasm
Molecular function (GO): ATP-dependent protein folding chaperone; ATP binding; ATP hydrolysis activity
Source: RefSeq, a predicted model, not a curated record